Messenger RNA from Chelmon rostratus (copperband butterflyfish), 4355 nucleotides. RefSeq names its product nuclear receptor binding factor 2b (gene nrbf2b). Gene Ontology annotation, biological process: autophagy. The coding region runs from base 36 to 962 and encodes 308 amino acids. The record is from RefSeq and is a predicted model, not a curated record. The transcript has 4 exons. NCBI's taxonomy places the organism in Eukaryota, Metazoa, Chordata, Actinopteri, Chaetodontiformes, Chaetodontidae.
UUGUUUUUUUUUCAACAUUUUUUAUCGCAGUGCGAAUGACAGUCCGAGAGGGACAUAGACACCUUCCAUAUAGUACAAGCCAUCGAAGAAUUGACUCCAUGGAAGUUGUAGAUAGCCCGCUCAAUCUCGCUCAUCAGCAGUGCAGGAAGGCAGACCGUUUGCUAGUGGCUGGAAAGUUUGAAGAGGCCAUCUCGUGCCAUGGAAAAGCAGCAGAUCUUUUGACAGAUGCAAUGAAGACAACAGAGUGUGAGCAGGCUCGUCUAUCCAUGGAGCUGCAGAGGGACAGCCAUAUCAAACAGCAGAGACUGAUCCAAGAGCGCUGGAAGAGAGAGGCUCGUCGUGAGGCAACAAAGGCCCGACCUGGACCAGUGCAUCCCUCCAGCGGCCCAGCACUCCUUACCCAAACCCAGUCCACAGGCCAGUUCCAUGGCUCCACAGGCCUCUCAGCUAGAGAGUGUGGAGGAAUCAGGGAGAGAGAAUACGACACCUUGCUCUACCAGCUUCAAACACGGCAGAGUGGAGGCUGCCAGCCUUUGACUCCACCGUGCCCCGGGUCUAAGACCACGAAAGACGACAAAACUCGCCUGGAGGAACAACAGACCACCAUUGAGGACCUGCGGCGCCUGGUCGACCACCUGAUGGACGAAAACCAGCGACUGGCGGCCGACAACGAGCGACUUCAAUCGGAAAAUGCCCGGCUGCGCUCCGAGGCAGCCGAGGCAGCAGACUUUGUCGAGCGUUCGGAGCUCUGGGUGCUGCCGCAAGCAGGUGGCGCUAUGGGAACAGCGGGCGGGCAGGAGAGGAAAAGCACAGGGAAGGGGAAGGAGAUAGCAAUCCCUCAGCUGCCUCCGCUAGAGAUGCCAGCUCAGGAAGAUCUGUGUCUGGAUGACCUGCCUCCUCUGGAGCUGCCAGAGGACAUCCAGAAUGAACUACAGGAGCUACUGGACAGGGAUAAACUGUGACAAGAGACAUCUCUCUCCCACACACACAUACAUACACACACACACACACACACACACACACACACACAGGUGAGUGUGGAUGCCAAAAUGUUUGACACCUGAAACCCACAGGCUCUGUUUGAUCAGACCUCUGCAUAAGUUACAAGUGGACAGAGCCAUCAUGAAUAUUCCAUGAGAACAAUAGAGGUGCAGCAAAACGGUGAGGGAGCUGUCAGUCAUCUAGUGUUCUAAUCUGUAAGAUUAAGUGAUAACACCUACAUCACUAAUAUAAUGCAACCUAAAUCAAAGAUUAAGGAAUAGUUCACCCACAGAUAAUUCUCAGUGAGGUUGUAUGUCAGCAUGUCGUACAGAGAGCUCUGUAUCGGCCUUCAGGAAACCACAUGUCCAUUCUUGGCCUUAAGAAAUGCAGUUUGGCAAAAUGAUUCUUAAAUCAAGGUCCAUUUAGUGGCUUUUUCUAGAGCUUUCAACCACAUCUCACCACCUUCCUCUCUAUUCUUGUAUCACUGAACAUGCAUGUUUCGGUCAUUGGAUAAGUGCCAGGCUCUUUUCAUGGCAAUUGAGCUAAGACUAUGAGAUGCAGUUGAUAGUGGGUAGAUGGAUGUUGAUGUUAAGCUAACAAAAUAUGCUUUACGUAGUGUCUGGACGUAGCCAUUAAGUCUAAACAACAUAGGCAGCAUAAUUUGUGUCUAUUGAAACAAAAUGAUAGUGCUUUUUUCCUUGAGUAAAUUAUUUACGAAAUGUUCUAGAGAUGUUAGUACAAUAGCAAACAUAUCAUUUAAAAAGCUGCUGGAAAUAUUGUAUUGGGCAGUAUCACUGUGCCAAUGGCUGUAGAGAUUGAUUAAUGCAAAAUGUAGAUUAGGUAAUGAAUGUUCAAUUAGCAGCAAUAUUACAUUGGUUCAUUAUUACGUUUGUUCUCUAAUUUAUGUUAUUACAAAUGGCAAUGUGAUUGUCCAUCACAACUUUUUUUACGUACUGUAAUAGAACCUGGAAAUUCUGUUUUCUUUGGCUCUCUGUAGGGAAGGAAGAGGAAACACGCACCAAUUUAAAACACACCAUUACCUGAAACAUUAUGAGCUGAAAAGACUGAACUUGCCUGUUUCUGUCGUACGCUUUUCUUUAAAAUGAUCUGACAUGAUAUGUGUCUAGUUAAGGACAAAUGUUCUUCCAGGAAGAUAAUAGGAGAUAAUCAUGUAAUCAUAGAUUUUUUUUAGCAAAAUAGUUACAUUUCAAAAUACUAAGUAUGCUGCUCGAGCUGUUUGGAGCUGUUUUCAGCAUUUCUGGUUAUUUUCUGUGUGAAGAACAAGGUCCCAGCAGCCUCAGUUGAAAUGAAGCAGUGCCAACACACUUGAUGCUACGCUGACAUACAGACUCCACACUGGAUAAAUGUAGAAUUUGUGGAUGAACUGUUCCUGUAGAGCAUCAUUGAAAGUGCUCAGCGCCAACUUGACCACCUAUUAACAAUGUCAGAGGUCUUGGUCUAAUCCUGCCACUCACACACAUAAAAUCAGGAUCAUGUGCCGUGUCAUUCAGACAUAGAAAAGCAUAUUGCUGUUGUUGAGGAAAAACUACAUUGCUGCAUUUUUAAAAAUUUUUCCUUUAGUGCACUUGAAUUAAAGGCUUCAAUGAUCAUUUGUGUGUAUAGUUAUUUUGUAUGAGCAGGCCUUUGACAUGACAUAGCUGCCAAUGAGAGAAUAAGCACUCGUUCUGAUUUUCUUGCAAAUUGGUGUUUUUGUACAACAACAGCAAUAUAAUAUAAUAUAAUCUACACGCGCGCUGAUGGCAUGAGCUAAAAGCUGAGGUUAAUGGGAAUGAAUCCUGAAGCACACACAGGUGAUAGAGCCUUGCAGACACAUCCAGUCACUGCUUGUUCACACUGCGAGCAACUAUGUUUUUCAAAUGCUGACAGACCUCAAGGUAUGCAACAGGAACAGGAUAUGUGCUGUUCAGAUAUCGCUCUCUGAUGACAAAAAGAAACCUGUGUUUUUGCCUGUUUUAGCCUUUUAACCUCAAUUGUGAGAAUUUUCUGACUCUCUGUUAAAUAUUUAAUUUAAAGAAUAAGUUACAAAACAAAUAAAUUUGACAGCAAGUAAUCUGGACACUGUGAUAAGUUUUUUUCUCUUUAAAACAAAAACAUGAAUUGAGAUUAAUUGGCAGACUAAUUGAUAAUGGAACUAAUAUUUGCAUCCCUACUUAAUUGUGUUACACAGUAGCACAUCAGGUUGUAGAGGCAUACUGAUUUGAACUGUAUUUGUAACUGUAUGUAACCAUGCAGUGAUGACUUAUCAAACGUGCAAAGUUAACUUUCAUACCUUAUGGUAGUGAGUGAAAAAGAGCUACCUGGAAGCCCAGCCAAGAGGAGCACACUCAGAAUCUGAAGCACUGUUAGAUGUAGUAAGUUAGUCAGCAUUAAGUUAAAUGGAAUAAAACGUGCAAAAAGAAACCGGUGUGGUCCUUUUAAGGCUGCAUUAAUCAAUUUCUGUUUGCUAGAGGGCUAAAGAUCUCUAACAAGUUGAUAAAGACAGCCUGCAUACAUUUGAAGUUGCAAGUCUGUUGUGGCAAACAUGGACUAUUUGACUAUCUACACAUCCAGCAGACAGCCAGUGUUUCUGGCCAUCUGAUGAAUGUUAGUCCAUUCACUUUAAGCUCUGUCUGUCAGUUUGAUGCUGGGCAGGUAGUGAGCAGGUGUUUAUGUGACAGCUCCCUGCAGUUAGGCAUGCUGAGAGCGUACAGACUGAAAAUACAGUAAAUGUGCUGUAAAACAAAACAAUGAACUACAAGAAGCUAAAUAGCUCUGCAGACUUGCAGAGUUGGUGAUAAUUUUGUGUGGGUUCAUGCCGAUGAGCCUCACAUUUCACAUUCGGUAAACAUUUGAUUCUGUGAUAACAUCAAAAAAAACGUCAUUAAUGCAGCUUUAACUGAACUGAGCUUUAAAUCUUAAAUCAGUCACAACUGUGAAACUUUGAAUGGAUGUAAUCAGUGGUGUGUUCAGUGAAGACGUGAUUGGCUGUUGACAGCUGUUGACUGUGUUGCUUGCAGUCUGAAUGCAUGUGGCAUGUGCAUGCAGACACCAUCACAUAUUUGGGGGCAUUUGUACAAACUCUUGGACUCACACUUAGAACUGUGUAUUUCCUUACUGGAACAAUAAUGGUUUGCAGGACUGGCUGCAAACCAGACAUUGUGCUGCGUUCACGACCUAUGCAAAACAUGAUAGAUCCACAUUUUCAACAAUAAAAUACUCAAAUAGUGUUUACCUUAGUUUUCUGCUGUUAAGUACUAAGACACACGUUUCUUAGUAAGGGUUGACGUUAGCAUUGACCCUAAAGCUGACAUGGGGACGACUGUAGACAAUGUUUUCUUUUUAAAUAAAGCUAAUUGAGUAAAUGAUUUUCAUCA